AGAAAGUUGCAAUCGUUGCGAGUUGGAAAAGUGAUAGCUCACAGGCGGAACUUUUACCGUCGACCUGCGACGGAAAUAUGGACGUGUCGCUGAAAGUUUUGUGUGGAUUGCUCCUUGUUUUGCAACUUUACGGGACGCAUACAGAUGGACAGGUCAAGAAAGAGACACUGCUGUCUGACAAAGUCAGUCAGCUGAUGGAUUGGGCCAGCAGGCGACCAGUGAUCCGCAUGAAUGGUGACAAGUUUCGGCGCUUCGUCAAGGCUCUCCCACGCAACUAUUCAGUGGUGGUGAUGUUCACUGCCCUCCAGCCCCAGAGGCAGUGUGGAGUGUGCAGGCAGGCCGACGACGAAUACCAAAUCCUGGCCAACUCCUGGCGUUAUUCCAGUGCAUUCACCAACCGCAUCUUCUUCGUCACUGUGGAUUUCGAUGAAGGCUCGGAUGUCUUUCAGAUGCUGAACAUGAACUCCGCCCCCACGUUCAUCCACUUCCCGCCGAAGGGGAAGCCCAAGCGGGCCGACACCUACGAGCUGCAGAUCCGCGGUUUCGGGGCGGAGCAGAUCGCCCGCUGGAUAGCCGACCGGACCGACGUCCAUAUCCGCAUCAUCCGGCCACCGAACUACGCCGGGCCGCUCAUGUUGGGCUUCCUGCUGGCGGCCAUCGGGAGCCUGGUGUAUCUGCGCCGCAACAACAUGGACUUCCUGUUUAGCAGGACCACCUGGGGCUUUGCAGCACUGAGCGUGGUCCUGAUCAUGACCUCUGGGCAAAUGUGGAACCACAUCCGAGGACCUCCCUACGCCCACAAGAACCCCAGCACAGGGCAAGUGAACUACAUACACAGCAGCAGCCAGGCGCAGUUUGUGGCGGAAACCCACAUCGUCCUCCUCUUCAAUGCCGCCAUCACCCUGGGUGUGGUUCUCCUCCUCGAGGCUGCCACGUCUGAUAUGGACAUAGGCAAGAGAAAAAUUAUGUGUGUGGCCGGCAUCGCCCUCGUCGCCUUGUUCUUCAGCUGGCUGCUGUCCGUCUUCAGGAGCAAGUACUAUGGGUAUCCAUACAGUUUUCUGAUGAGCUGAAAAUCCAUCUUGGUGGAAGACGAAGGCGGGGGGGGGGGGGGCGGGAAACACUGGAAAAACAAUGUGCCUUCAUGCUCGGUGAUCAUAUGACCCAUUUGACCAUUAUCAUUCAUCUCCUGUCACGUGACUUUUGGCUCACGAUGUGAGAUGUGUCAGUCUAACUCUUAUAUGCUCCUUCAAAGACAUCAGCUGUGACAUUUGAGACACUUUAAUGGCAAAUUAAAUUUUUCAAAAAAACAUUCACACAUCCACAAAGUACGGAAACUUAGCGGGAUGAUCUACCUCGUACAGUUUCUCUCUUGUCCUUGAAGUUUUCUUUUAAUGUCCCCCAUUUUCAGUUUUCAGCACCUCCCCUUUCUGUUUUUUUUUUUACCUUCUAUUUCCAGAAUGUUUCCAGUCAGGAAACUGAUUUUUUUAUUAUCAUCAUAAUUAUAUCCUGUUUGGAUUCAGGUAUUUUAAUCAUUCAGGUAAUUAAAUUCAACUGUAACUUCACUGGCUGAAAUAAAAAGAAAAUCUGGGUUGAUUAUUGCUGGCUUAGGCACCUGUGAAUUUGGAAACACGAGGAAAAAAUGAUGCAACCUUUGUUCCCCCAGUAUCUAGAUAAAGUUUAUCACAUGCUUAAUAUUCAGGGAUGCACUAAACUGGUAAGCAAGUACACGUUCACCUUUAAGCGCUAGACAGGCUGCAACUGAUUGCUGAAACAAUGCAAAUGCGUAUUUGAUGUGCGUUUACAGUGCUUUGACAAGAAAUUACUGUGCAUUUUAACAUCUAUAUCCUAAUUCGUACUUCAUUUGUGGUCUAAAAGUUAAAAUACAUGAUAAAUUCUUGUCAUUGCAGUGCAAAUGCACAUACAAUGUAGUACACAUUCGCGGUGUUAUAACAAUUAUUCUUAAAGGUGAGUGUGUACUUGCAUGCCAGGUGUAUGCAUCCCUGUUUAUAAAAAAAAUUCAGUGUGGUUUGGUCUGGCUUGUUGGGGGGGGGGGGGUAGUUAUCCUUCUGUAUUGUAUGGUUAUUUAUCGGGGGCGUUUCAUCUGGGUGGAGCUGUCAAUAAUACCAUGUUUGGCAGUGCAGAUUUUCCUAUUAAAAGUGCCUUAAAGUG
Brienomyrus brachyistius is the source of this 2169-nucleotide messenger RNA. RefSeq names its product magnesium transporter protein 1-like. The transcript is spliced from 10 exons. Bases 78 to 1070 code for a protein of 330 amino acids. Gene Ontology annotation, cellular component: oligosaccharyltransferase complex. Lineage: Eukaryota; Metazoa; Chordata; Actinopteri; Osteoglossiformes; Mormyridae. The record is from RefSeq and is a predicted model, not a curated record.